UUGUGAGUAAUGGCCGAUGGGCGAACAGCUGGAAAAUUCUGUAGCUGAGUGGGGUUUUAGGUGGAGAAUUAGGCGCUGAAGUGGAUUUUUGGGUCAUUGGGGAUUGUAGUAUGGAAGAGCCUUGAAUGGAGAGGAUUGGAAGGAGGAUGAGAAGGAGAGGAAAAGGGGAGUUAGGCAAAAGUAUAGAGAAGAGGCAAAUUAAGCUUAGCAUGAGGUACGAUUACUUUAGAAACAUGCUUUCGGAGAAGAGGAAGAAAGUCACUAAGCAUAACACCUCAUUCAAAUCACUAUUCUUCAACCAGAAAUUAGUUGACACUAAGAUUCUAGCUCUGUCUAACAAGAUAGCCCAAAAUGCGAGCUACGUAGAUAUUAUCAAUACAGAUUCCAGAAAAGGUGCAAUUGAACCUAAGAGUCUCUACAGUGUACCUCAUAAACAAUUCAAGAGCAAGUUGGUGAACCACAAGCGGGCUCAAUCUAAUGCUUUAUCAAAAAGAAUACGCAUGGCUAAGCAGAAUCUACCUGCAUUCAAAGGGAGCCUUUUCCUUAAGCUUAAGCCAGAUACAACCUCAAUGAGCAAGAUAUCAUUGAAUAAGUCUUCAUCUGGCGUUCAGAAUUGCUCUGAAAUUAUCAGUGGCUCAAUAAGUAUCCAAAGAACAGCGUAUAAAAAGAGAAGGAAGAAGAAUGCACUGACUAUUGAUACCUAUUGCUCUCCUAAAACUAUGUCCGAAAAGCCUGACUUAAGGGCUGUGACAUGAGACUCUCCAGAGAUUACCAGAGGAAUCAAUGCUAAAGGUAUCACGCUUGAGAAUCGCCUAAAAGUACUGGAAAACUUGAAUAAAUUUCUUACUCAAGAAAAGAAGUAUGAUGAGAAGUUAGAUAAUAAAAGAGCGAGUAACUCUUGCUCAAGUCCUGCCCCAUGCGAUCCUUUAGAGGCACGUAUUGAUAUCAAAGUUAAGAAGGCUACCAUUGUAAAUACCUCAAAUUAAGCCAAAAGUUCUUCAAGAGCCCCGUGAAACCUUUUCUAAACCAGUACAAAGAACUUCAAAACAGAAAUAUACCAUGGUGAAGAGAACUAUUGAGUUGGGCAAGGUAAAUAAUUUUGAGACGCCUAAAAAUGAUGCUUACUCAGAGACCCCUUUGUUCAAAGAACAUAAGUAUUGAGAGAUAAGGAACUUGAACUUUAUCCGUUCUGUCAAAGAAGACGCGAGGAGGAGAAGAGUGCACUAUAACCAGUGUAAGACGGAUGCAUCCAUUGAGACAGGUACCUCUCCGAAUUGGGACUGCUUUCUCUCUUCAGAAUGGUUCCCAUAAUUA
Molecule: messenger RNA, 1314 nt
Organism: Moneuplotes crassus
Lineage: Eukaryota; Ciliophora; Spirotrichea; Euplotida; Euplotidae
Source: the annotation of a GenBank genome assembly